Messenger RNA from Cinclus cinclus, 2915 nucleotides. RefSeq names its product activin A receptor type 1 (gene ACVR1). Gene Ontology annotation, biological process: transforming growth factor beta receptor signaling pathway; dorsal/ventral pattern formation; heart development. The transcript has 10 exons. Gene Ontology annotation, molecular function: SMAD binding; ATP binding; transforming growth factor beta receptor activity, type I. Gene Ontology annotation, cellular component: plasma membrane; BMP receptor complex. Lineage: Eukaryota; Metazoa; Chordata; Aves; Passeriformes; Cinclidae. Bases 132 to 1655 code for a protein of 507 amino acids. The record is from RefSeq and is a predicted model, not a curated record.
UGUCAGCGGAGCCGCCGCCCGCGGCCGCCCCCGGCCCCGCCGGCCCGAGCGGGGCAGCGCCGCAGCACGGCCAGCUCCGUCCGUCCCGCUCCGUCCCGCCGGCCCAGCGCUCCAGGGUGGUUGAUGGAGUUAUGAUUCUCCCUGUACUGAUGGUGAUGGCGUUCCCAUCUCCAAGCUGGCAAGACGAUGAAGGGAAGCUGAAGAUGGUCCCCUACGAAUGUGUGUGUGAAGGCAUAUCCUGUGGGAAUGGGGAUCGGUGCCAAGGCCAGCGCUGCUUUGCUUCCCUGAGCAUUAACGACGGGGCUAAGGUUUACCAGAAGGGCUGCUUCCAGGUCUAUGAGCAAAGGAAAAUGACGUGCAAAACUCCUCCAUCCCCCAACCAGGCCGUGGAGUGCUGCCAGGGACACCUGUGCAACAUGAACAUCACUGCACAGCUGCCCUCUUCCAAAGGGCAAACCUUUCAAGGAGAGGCUGCAGGUUACAGCAUGGAGACACUAAUCAUCGUUAUCCUGGCUCCUGUGGUAGUGCUGAUAGUUUUUUCUGCAGUAGCUGUGCUGAUCAUACGGAGAAUACAGAAGAAUCACAUGGAGAGGCUCAAUUCCAGGGAUGCAGAGUAUGGCACAAUCGAGGGUCUCAUAGCCUCCAACGUGGGGGACAGCACGUUGGCAGAUUUGUUGGACCAUUCCUGCACAUCUGGAAGUGGCUCUGGACUUCCUUUCUUGGUGCAGAGAACGGUGGCUCGCCAGAUCACACUUGUGGAGUGUGUAGGAAAGGGCCGUUACGGAGAAGUUUGGAGAGGUCAGUGGCAAGGAGAAAAUGUUGCUGUGAAGAUCUUCUCUUCUAGGGAUGAAAAGUCCUGGUUCAGGGAAACUGAGCUGUACAACACUGUACUGCUGAGGCACGAGAAUAUUUUAGGUUUUAUUGCAUCCGAUAUGACUUCCAGGAACUCGAGCACGCAGCUGUGGCUGAUCACGCACUACCAUGAGAUGGGCUCUCUGUACGACUACCUGCAGCUGACCACGCUGGACACGGUGAGCUGCCUGCGCAUCGUGCUGUCCAUCGCCAGCGGCCUGGCGCACCUGCACAUCGAGAUCUUCGGCACGCAGGGCAAGCCCGCCAUCUCCCACCGCGACCUCAAGAGCAAGAACAUCCUCGUCAAGAAGAAUGGGCAGUGCUGCAUCGCCGACCUGGGCCUCGCAGUGAUGCAUUCCCAAAGCACAAACCAGCUGGACGUGGGGAACAACCCCCGUGUGGGCACCAAGCGCUACAUGGCUCCAGAGGUGCUGGAUGAGACAAUCCAGGCUGACUGCUUCGACUCCUACAAGAGGGUGGACAUCUGGGCCUUUGGGCUGGUCCUCUGGGAGGUGGCCAGGCGCAUGGUUAGCAAUGGUAUUGUGGAGGACUACAAACCACCCUUUUAUGACUUGGUUCCCAACGACCCCAGUUUUGAAGAUAUGAGGAAAGUGGUCUGUGUGGAUCAGCAGAGGCCCAACAUUCCCAACAGAUGGUUCUCAGACCCGACGUUGACAUCCCUUGCCAAGCUGAUGAAGGAAUGCUGGUACCAGAACCCCUCGGCCAGACUGACAGCCCUGCGCAUCAAAAAGACUUUGACCAAAAUUGACAAUUCCUUAGACAAACUGAAAGCUGACUGUUGACCUCUCCUCAUGGUGCUGUCCCGGCAGGAAGGCACUUGGCUGGCCCAGAGGGUCUGGCCAGGCAGUUCCUGCCCCUGGUCCCCAAGGGCUGCUGGAGCAGGAGUUUGGGAGCAGCUGGGGGACCCCGGGCCGUGCAGGACCUCACCUGGGCGAGCGCUGAGGACUCAGCUGGAUGUGCUGUGGCUGAGCUAGUGGCCUGAAGGAAGACAGAGAAAUCCUAAGACAAGAUCAGGGCAUUAAACAAUGGCUUUGAACAGCUUCUUUUUCUUUUCUUUUCUUUUCUUUUCUUUUCUUUUCUUUUCUUUUCUUUUCUUUUCUUUUCUUUUCUUUUCUUUUCUUUUCUUUUCUUUUCUUUUCUUUUCUUUUCUUUUCUUUUCUUUUCUUUUCUUUUCUUUUCUUUUCUUUUCUUUUCUUUUCUUUUCUUUUCUUUUCUUUUCCCCCCCCUUUUCUUUUUUUUUAUUUUUUUAUUUUAAUUCUCCUAAUCACUCCCAAGGUGAACACAUGGAAGUGGUAAAUUUUAAUCAGCAAUAUUGCCUGUGCUUCUCUUCUUUAUUGCACUAGGAAUUCUUUGCAUUCCUUACUUGCACUGUCACUGUUAAUUUUAACGACAUGACUUGCCAAAAAUAUGAUUGGCUGUAUCCUGAAUUGAUCUAUGCCUGAGUAAUAGGAAAAGAAUUCGGUAACCUGAAAAUGUAACUGUCAGACUUUAGCUGCAUUUUACAUGUGUACUGAUGUUUACAAUAAUGCUGAACAUUAGGAAUUUCUUGUUUAUCCAAAACUUGCAAAUUAUUUAUUACUAGUGCACUUGCCAGUUUUUUAAACUGUAAAAUAAGUGCAUAAAGUUAAAGCUUAUUUUUAUGUGGCCUCUUUCAUGAUUUCUUACACAGAUGUUUUUGUAACACGAUGUAACCUGAAACAUGAAUUGUUUUCUGUAUUAUCAUAUUACACCUCGAUAGUCACAUUUUAAGUGCUUCACAUUUGUAGGUGUGUGGUCUUUACCAUAUUUUCAGUUGGAAUAUGGAACGUAUAUAUAGCCAUUUCCCACAGGACCUUGUAUCUGGCAUCUUACUGAUCUGGGAAAGGAAAGCAGUGGAGGAGUUAACUAGAAUAUUAGGUCAUGAAUGCUGUGGGGAAAAUGCAUUUUAUUUCUUCUAAGCUAUAUAAUAUGCAUUUAAACUCUGCCAGAAAAAUAACUAUUUUGUUUUAAUCUACUUUUUCUAUUUAGUAGUUAUUUGUAUAAAUUAAAUAGAAUGUUUUCAA